AGCGAUCGGACAUUUCCCUCUCGGAAGAAAAUUGUAAACCCUAGCAGAGCUCCAGCCGUGUUUCGUCAUCGAUUCGUCGAGAAAAUUUCUGUCGAUUCGUCCUUCUCGUAGAGGAAAACGGUUGUGGCGCCACUUCACUGCCGGUGCUUCUGAGUCGAAGGAGAGGCGGAAGCUUGCGGACCUCCUUUCAGUCGAAGCAGGUAGGGUUUGAUUCCCCUUUAUUCCACCAUUAUCGACUAAGCUUGAGUCGGAGGAGAGGCGGUAGGGUUCGAUUCCCCUCUCUAGGUCUUCAUCUCUUGGCCGCUUCCCUCUUUGUUGGCCUUCGCGAACUCGACGCCAGCGGCGGUGGCUGGUGGAAAAGUGGAAGCUCAUGUCGAUUGUCUUUGCUUGUAAAGCCUAUUCUGGUGUGACUGAAGUGCUAGAUACUCAAGGUUCUCUUUAAAAACCAACUGCAACAAUCUCAGGUUGAGCACCAGCUUCGCCGGGAAGUUGAGAUACAGAGCCAUCUUCGCCAUCCCAAUAUUUUGCGGCUCUAUGGGUAUUUUUAUGAUCAAAAACGAGUCUACUUGAUCUUAGAAUAUGCAGCCAAAGGUGAACUAUACAAGGAACUCCAGAAGUGUAAAUACUUCAGUGAGAGACGCGCAGCAACUUAUGUUGCAUCUUUAGCUCGGGCUCUCAUAUACUGUCAUGGAAAGCAUGUCAUUCACAGAGAUAUUAAGCCAGAGAACUUGUUGAUCGGGGCUCAGGGUGCACUCAAGAUAGCCGACUUUGGGUGGUCGGUACAUACAUUUAAUCGCAGACGGACAAUGUGUGGCACACUGGAUUACCUUCCACCAGAAAUGGUGGAGAGUGUAGAGCACGAUGCAAACGUAGACAUUUGGAGCUUAGGAGUUCUUUGCUAUGAGUUCCUUUAUGGUGUCCCACCUUUUGAAGCAAAGGAACGUUCUGACACAUAUAGAAGGAUUCUGCAAGUGGAUCUGAAAUUCCCUCCAAAGCCGAUUGUAUCUUCAGCUGCAAAGGACCUCAUCAGUCAGAUGCUUGUCAAGGACUCUUCCCUACGCCUCCCAUUGCACAAGCUUCUUGAGCACCCGUGGAUUAUUCAAAAUGCCGAGCCUUCUGGAAUCUACAAGUUCUAAUUCCUUUCACUCAACCAGUGUAAUUACAAGGCUGCAGAUCAAUCACAUCCUUUUCAAGCAAACAUUUGAAGAGCUGGGAACCCGAGAGAAAUGAUAUGGGAAGAAAUGUACCUUACGAUUACUUAGUGAAGUCUAUAUUGAUCUUUGCUAAGAAAAACAUUACUUUGGGAAUAUUAAACCCUGUCUGCAGUCAAUUAAACUCUGUAAACAUAUCAAUUGCUAUCAUAUUUCAUUCUUUCUGUUUUUAGACUCACAAAGAAGCCGCUCCAUUUAGAAUGAGAAGUUUUCCCUUUUUCGAAGAAUUAUCUAUGUAGACGACGAGCUCAUCGGGAGUGGCGAGUAUCGGCCCAAGAAGGAGAUUGCGAUCAACAGGGCCGCUAAGAACGCCUUGGAAAAAUUGGAGAUCUUUUGUAUUUUGAAGUUGAAGAACAGUUCUGUCGCGGAUGGAUCAUGAUCAUCGUCAACGAUUAUCAACUAAUUCUACUUAGAUUGGAUUAAGGUCGCUUUUUUUUUAUUUGUUUAGAUUAUGUUUAAUUAUGUAUGGAGUUGUACCGCAUAAGUUAUUGAUUAUCAAAACUAUUGGACUUAACUA
This is a messenger RNA of Punica granatum (pomegranate), 1728 nucleotides long. The record is from RefSeq and is a predicted model, not a curated record. Lineage: Eukaryota; Viridiplantae; Streptophyta; Magnoliopsida; Myrtales; Lythraceae.